GAUGAUGUGAGUACUGUUUGAAACCACGAGGAAGGAGACGACUUCUACCGUAUUUAUAUCCUAACCAGCCUUCCAGCCCUACAUCCUGUUUUGGGACGAUAUCCGACUUGUUGGCAGAUCAUUUGCUGGAGUUGUAGAGCUGAAGCAGAGGGAUGGAUCGUGGAACAAAGUAUGUGCUGACCAUUUCUGGACCCCACAAGUGGCUGCAGUAGCAUGCCGUCAUUUGGGAUUUGAAGGAACUGCAAGGGCCAAAGGGAGGGGGAUUCAACAAAACGAAGAACAUUUUUCGAUGUUGCAAUGCAAAGGUUCCGAGGAUAGCUUGGAACAGUGCCAGUCUGUGAUUGCGAACAGUUGCAGCACAAACAGAGAAGCAUUUUUAGUCUGUGCCAAACCACGAGGAGUAAAAGGCCAUCCCGCGAAUUGCUCCGAUAGACAGUUCCUAUGUAUGAGUGAAAACAAAUGCAUUCCCUCACGCUGGCGAUGUGACUAUGUGUCCGAUUGUAGCGACGGCGCAGAUGAAGUGAGCUGUACACCAUCGACCGACAUUCCCCUGACUUCCAAUUAUCUGCGACUCUUGAGCGUUACUGGACAACAGAAUGAGGGGAUAUUACAGUUUAACCUGGCUAAUCAGUGGGGCACCGUCUGUGACGACGGCUUCGAUAUUGUGGCUGCGAACAUCGCUUGUAAGCAACUGGGUUUUCCCUAUGGUGCUGAAAAAGUGAAGAGCUUUGGCGGAGGCAAUGGACAAAUAUGGAUUGACGAAAUCAGUUGUCUUGGAAAUGAGACGUCAAUAUUAGAAUGCAGAAGGAAUAACUUUGCUGCUCAUGACUGCACGCAUGCUGAGGAUGUUGGCCUGGUCUGCAAAACCUCACCAAAUCCAGAGGGUUGUGGUGUGCCAAAGAUAGAACCCAAAAUUCGACGAAUUGUUGGUGGACACUCGUCCAUACGCGGAAAUUGGCCCUGGAUAGCCAGUAUAUUCCUCCACAUUCCGCCGAUGAGUCAGGAACAAUUCUGCGCCGGAAGUCUGGUGAACGACGAGUGGAUUCUAACUGCUGCUCACUGCUUUGAUAGAACAACAGAUAAGAGAGACAUUCGUGUUCGAUUAGGAGAGUAUAACCUUCGCCGUCGUGAUCCAUCAGAACAAACAUUCAAUGUAACAGAGCUGUAUCUCCACCCAUUGUAUACCAAGGCCUCUCACGACUUUGAUAUUGCAUUGAUAAAACUGAACAGGCCGGCAGAUACCAGCACUGAAUACGUCAACAAUAUCUGUUUGCCUCUGGCUUCAGAGGAAAAUUUCGAAAAUGAUUACUGUUUUGUAGCAGGUUGGGGGAAUACAGGUUCAACAGAUGCAUCAAAGACCAUGGUGUUACAAGAAGCAAAAAUACCAUUACUAGGAAAUGAUGUAUGCAAAAGUAUAUACAGGCAGCUUACAGACAAUAUGAUGUGUGGGGGAUAUGUGUUCGGUGGAAUAGAUACUUGUCAGGGCGAUUCCGGAGGUCCAUUAAGCUGUAGACGAAAUGGUCGCUGGGAAGUGGGCGGAGUGAUCUCGUGGGGCAAUGGGUGUGCCCAGGUGAUGAAACCAGGCGUGUACACAAGGGCUAAGCCCUACUUACAAUGGAUAACAGAUACCUUAUUAGGGAAAACAGCGCCAUCGACAGCUGCUCCAGCUAAGCCUCUCUUAAACUCAUUGUUUGGUCGAUGAAAUUUUAUAAAAUGUACUCAGUUAAUACAAGUGUACUGUAUAAUUUUAUACGCACAUUCCUUAACAAAAGAAUCUCAAUAGCAGACAUUUUUUCUUCAUUUAAAGCAUUUUAUUUAUUGAUUUUGUAUUUAUUGUUUUAUUAAAUGUAUUUUGUUUC
Molecule: messenger RNA, 1859 nt
Organism: Saccostrea echinata
Lineage: Eukaryota; Metazoa; Mollusca; Bivalvia; Ostreida; Ostreidae
Product: neurotrypsin-like
Exons: 12
Coding region: 290-1702 (470 amino acids)
Biological process (GO): proteolysis
Cellular component (GO): membrane
Molecular function (GO): serine-type endopeptidase activity; protein binding
Source: RefSeq, a predicted model, not a curated record